CCUCCACUUCCACCUACCACAAGUCUCUCACGCUCUAUAAGGCCAUGGCGGCCGCGGGGUGGUCUCCUGUAGCCGUGGCCGCCGUGGUCGUCGUCGCCCUGCUAUCUUCAUCACGGUGCGCCGCGACGGCUGCGGCCAGCAGUUGGCCACUAACGUACGCGGGCUCGUCCUCGCCGUCGACGUCGCUGGACUGCGGCACGAUGACGUCGCUGCUGGCGGGCUGCAGGGCCUUCGUCCGCCGCGGCGAGGCCGCGUCCUCGCCGUCCGCGCCGGCGCCCGGCGCGGCGUGCUGCGAGGGCGUGGCGGAGCUCUACGCCGUGGCGGCGGACUCCGCGGACAACUGGCGGUCGGUGUGCGGGUGCAUGGCGGCGCUCGUGCGGCGCUACAGCUCCAACGCGUCCGCUAUCGCGCUGCUGCCGGUGCUCUGCGGCGUCCUGCCGCCCGCCGGGCGCACCGCCCGCGACACCCUCACGUACUGCACAAGCCCUCCUUGACGUCUCAGCCGUGGCCGGCGGUGCAAGGGCGGCAAUCAUCAAGAGCAAUCUGCUGAUGCCUGAUGAUCUCAACGAAGCUGUGUCAUGUACUACACACUAGAAAAUAAAGUUCGGAGAACUGAGUUUUUUCUUUUAAUUCUUGGAGAAUACGUAGCUAGGAUGUUCUAGUAAUUUGGUGUUGGCCGUUCACUGUAUGUUGAUUCGUUGCGGUUUAAUUUGCCCCAAUUCAGUCAUUGA
This is a messenger RNA of Setaria italica (foxtail millet), 731 nucleotides long. Its product is annotated as putative non-specific lipid-transfer protein 14. Gene Ontology annotation, molecular function: lipid binding. Gene Ontology annotation, biological process: lipid transport. Gene Ontology annotation, cellular component: membrane. Bases 45 to 494 code for a protein of 149 amino acids. Lineage: Eukaryota; Viridiplantae; Streptophyta; Magnoliopsida; Poales; Poaceae. The transcript has 2 exons. The record is from RefSeq and is a predicted model, not a curated record.